GGAGAUUUUAAAUUUCUAUCAUUCAUAACAGCAAAUAUGCUUGAUUCCCUCAAUCAAUUUCCUGAAAUACUUAUUAUGGAUGUCACGUACAAAGUGAAUAAACAAAACUACCCCCUCCUCAACAUCCUAGUUGUCGAUAGUAAUGGCCAAGGCAGACCAGUGUUUCAUUCUUUUCUUGCGUCGGAAGACUCCACUAUCCUAUCUUCUUGUCUUUUGUUUUUUGCAAGUUCCUUUGAUUCUCAGCGCACCAAAACCAUAUUUGUUGACAAGGACAUGGCAGAAAUCUGUGCCAUCAAAUCAUCACUUCCGUUUGUUAAUAUUCGACUUUGUGCUUUCCACACGACGACUGCCGUUAAGAAGGCUUUACAACAGAAAAAGCUGUCCUCUUCUCAAAUAUCUUGUCUCAUUGAUCUGUUCAUAGAACAGAGAUCCUGCAUGGACAUGUCAAAAUACAAUGCCCUCAAAGACAAGAUUUCUGAAAUCUCACCUCCUGAUGUUUUAUCCUACUUUGUUUGUAACUGGUGGAACUGUCCCCAACUCUGGGCUGCUUCUUUCCUGGAGUCUCCAACAUUUCACAUAACAACGACAAAUCAUGCCGAAACAUUCCAUCAGAAAAUUAAGAGAGUUCUGUCCACGAAAACUCCACUGAGCAUCUCCAUCACCGAACUCCUCAGUGUUACAAAAUACACAAUGCAAUCCAGAGAUGCAUCUGCUUCCAUACAGGCAAUGUCAUUGAAGUACAAUACAAGGCAUAAUUCUGACACUAUUAAUACCAUACAGAAUGACCUCACUCCUUUUGCAGCCAAACUUGUUUCAGAACAGUUUAUUCUCUCUCAACAUACUCAUUAUGUCGCUCAGUGUUCUUUAAAUUUGCCUGAAACAUACAUUCUGUCCUCUUCAACUUCUGGCUCAUCUCAAUACAACUGUACCAUUAACUCCUGUUCUUGCGACUUCUUUAUAAAAUUCUGUUUGCCUUGUCGACACAUUUUUGCUCUUAGGUCUGAACUGUGUCUACCUCUCUAUCACUGUGGUAAUGAACGCUUUAAAAGCUCUUCUGCUGUCUGUCCAUCUCUUAGCUCCAAUGAUCACCAUAACAUAACGCAUGAAGUAUUGCCCACAAGAAAAGCCAGCAAUCCUGAAUCUCGUUACCACAUAACAAAAGGAAUCACAAAGGCUAUUGAGUCUUUCUUACCUCUGUUGGGAGAACAGGCUUUCCAAUCUGCUGUAUCUCACCUUGAAAGAGUUUUAACUCUAAUUAAAGCUGACCGACCUGUAGCGGUCAUUGAUCUUUCGCAAGGAGAUAUAACUCAGCCUCAAACUGAAAACCUUCAUGCAGGUGUCACUGCAUCUUCACCACCACCCUCUGUCUCUUCUGAUAGUAUUGAUGUUGUUGUCCUGCCAUCUGUAUCUUCACCACCACCCUCUGUCUCUUCUGAUACCAUUGAUGUUGUUGUCCUGCCAUCUGUAUCUUCACCACCACCCUCUGUCUCUUCUGAUAGCCUUGAAGUUGUUGUCCUGCCAUCACCCGCUGAUUUCUUGGUUCCUUCUUCUUCAUCUGCUGGCUCAUCCUGUGGAUUUUCCAAUGUUAAACUGUCCCUUGUGAAAACAAAAGGCAGACCUAGACAGGUACAGUCAUUCACUAGACGGUACAGGAAAAGAAAAGCAUGUCCCAAGGAUUUUCAUACUAGAUCAGAUGAGGUGAAGAAGCAGAUGCUUCUAUCUGGGUGUCUGUUGGAUGCUACCGUUCUCCCACCUUUCUCUGUUUUAAAUCUGAAGUCAACAGAAAACAUUUUUUCUGUAUGUGCCAAUGCCAAUAUUUCUUUGUGUUCUAUUCAGCCCUUAUUUACUGAAGAUGCAUGGGAAAAACUUGAGGCCAGAAUAGCAGAAAAGAAGGGCAAAGAUUUAUUUUUUUGCAAUUCGUGCUUCAUUAUGGAUGAUAGCCAGUAUAAAAUGAUAGAGUGUGAGGGUUGCCUCGAAUGGUUUCAUUACCAUUGUCUUGGCUUGAGGACAGCCUCAAAGCCAAAGAAAUGGUAUUGCGAUGAUUGCUGGCAGUGAAUGCCUUCAUUUUAAAUCGUAAUACCGGUUGUUUUAAAAAAUGCGGGCCUGCACAAAUUUUUCAGUAAAAAGUCUGUCAUAUUCAGGAGAUACCAGUAUAUUGGUUGUUCUCAAGAUAUCUGCCAAAUGAUUAUCACUCAAACAUGAGCGUUUCUUAUUAAUGUGCCUUAAUGAAAAUGUCUGUUCACAUAUAUAAAUGUUUCAAAAAUGUUUAUAUUACUUUCUGUGUACGGUAUUGCAAUAGUAUAAAUGAAUAUGCAUGGAAGUGUUAUUAAAUUACAAAAUUUUAGUUUUGCAUGCCUGCUUUAAUGUGUUCUCUGAUGUUUAUUGACGCUUUAUAGUCUCAUUGUAAUCUGUAUAUUCUGCUGGUUUAAACUUUCAUAUGAUGUAUAUGAGAUAUGGGUGUAUGUUAAUUUUUGUUUCAAUGUUUUGCCUUUUUUUACAUUGUUAAUAUUAAUAUUAUUAAGUUUUGUUAUUUCACCCAUUAAUGCUUUUUUUUUUCAUGGAAUUAUGCGUUGACUUCG
Lymnaea stagnalis (great pond snail) is the source of this 2579-nucleotide messenger RNA. NCBI's taxonomy places the organism in Eukaryota, Metazoa, Mollusca, Gastropoda, Lymnaeidae. The record is from the annotation of a GenBank genome assembly.